Lineus longissimus is the source of this 1600-nucleotide messenger RNA. RefSeq lists its product as uncharacterized. The record is from RefSeq and is a predicted model, not a curated record. The coding region runs from base 189 to 905 and encodes 238 amino acids. The transcript is spliced from 3 exons. NCBI's taxonomy places the organism in Eukaryota, Metazoa, Nemertea, Pilidiophora, Heteronemertea, Lineidae.
CAGCGGAUGAGUUGUGUGGACUAGGACACACUCGAGGGGACCAUCUAUAAACAGUAGAAGGCCAUGACACCACUUGGCAGUAUUUUACAAUGAGGACGUAUACUAAUGGAGAAGAGGAAUUCCAAUUGCCAGUGGACAUGGAUUGUCAGAGAUUAUGAAUAUUCCCAAUCCAACCUUGUUUUCUGAGAAUGAUUAAUGAAUCUUCAAAUCUUACAACUCAUUUGCCUGUGGUGUUGACAACCAUGGACAUAAACAAUGUCUCGUCCUCGAUGAAUGUGUCCUCAACGGAUCUCAUCUUGACAACCAAGGGGACAAAUAAUGUGUCUUUCACAAAUGUGUCCACGUCAGGCUUGUGGAAAUACACUACAGAGGUGAACGAUGUGUCCUCAUCAACAAAUGUGUCUUUCACAGAUGUGUGGAGUAACACCACAGUUCAAGCAGUGGUUUUGGACAUCAGGGCAUUCUACUUCCUAAUAAUUGGUGCUAGUCUUUUGGUAGCGUGUGUCGUUGGUUUCAUAGUGUUUAUUUCUUAUAGAAGUGGUCUGUGUGACAGAAGAGAAGAGAGAAAGAACAUGAAGAGAAAGCAAAGGCGAUUACAGACACAGGUCACAGAAAACCAUGAGCUGCAUGGAAUACCAGUAAGAGAUGGGGCUUGUGUGAACUUUACUGAGAACACGACUAUGAGUGGGCAUGAUGCCUCAACUGCACCUUAUGAGCUCGAGGUCAAGAGUAAUGGUACCACAAAUCAAGGGAAGGAUAUAAUGAGGCAGGAGUCUGUCCCAUCAAGUGGUGGGUCCGAUUACAAUGAACAGGUCAAUUCAGAUAAUGAGGACAAUGACAGUGUUUUUUACUCGUAUGAAAAUCAAAAUUGCAUGGAUGGGGAAUCUUUUGAUGUCCACUUCUGAACAAUUGAAAACAUGAUGACUGAAACACUAGCCACCUCAUCAGUUUUGGUCAUCAUUUCGUUAUAGCUGUCAUCCUACAGCAAGCAAUCAGUGUGUUAUGUAUCAAACAGCUGCCUCAUCAGUUUUGGUCAUCAUUUUGUUAUAGCUGUCAUCCUACAGCAAGCAAUCAGUGUGUUAUGUAUCAAACAGCUGCCUCAUCAGUUUUGGUCAUCAUUUCGUUAAAGCUGUCAUCCUACAGCAAGCAAUCAGUGUGUUAUGUAUCAAACAGCUGCCUCAUCAGUUUUGGUCAUCAUUUCAUUAUAGCUGUCAUCCUACAGCAAACAAUCAGUGUGUUAUGUAUCGAACAGCUGCCUCAUCAGUUUUGGUCAUCAUUUCGUUAUAGCUGUCAUCCUACAGCAAACAAUCAGUGUGUUAUGUAUCAAACAGCUGCCUCAUCAGUUUUGGUCAUCAUUUCGUUAUAGCUGUCAUCCUACAGCAAACAAUCAGUGUGUUAUGUAUCAAACAGCUGCCUCAUCAGUUUUGGUCAUCAUUUCGUUAAAGCUGUCAUCCUACAGCAAGCAAUCAGUGUGAUAUGUAUCAAACAGCUGCCUCAUCAGUUUUGGUCAUCAUUUCGUUAAAGCUGUCAUCCUACAGCAAGCAAUCAGUGUGUUAUGUAUCAAACAGCUGCUUCAUUAAAUACUUGGAAUGAAAAAUAA